UCGGUUGCAGCGUGAACUGAUGAUGUGACCGACACAAGACAUCCAUGAAUGUGGCCGAGCCCAACAUUCUUCGGCUUUGUUACAACAAGCAAGGAUGUCUCGGCCACUUCUCUCUGCGCGUCCUUUCCUCUACCUUCAGUCUCUUAAUACUACCCAGGAGGAUUGGAUUCUACUAAGUCCUCGAAUUUAAUAGCAUAUCGCCAGUCUUGUCCUGCUGGCGUUGAUAUACUGCCGACGUCAUCGCUGGCGUGUUCCCAUUGGUGUUUCCCGACCAAGCCCAUCUCUCCAACGCCCGCAUCCGGCCUGAAUCUAUCACGUUCACGCGCUUUCAACGCUUUCGGCGAAUGCCGAGGUGUCCAUAGCUGCACUGGCUGUUGAUUAACUAGCAUCUUUGACACCUGGAAAGAGCGUGUACAAUCAUAUAGCCGUACAGGACACUGGACUUUAUCUUGCGCGUUACCGGAGAGAGGUACAUCACGAUUCAUCAUGGCUGGCAUGGAACAAUUGCAAAUCCAUAGCAAGUCUUAUCUCGUACGCUGGAUCGAUGUGCCGGCCGGGCACUCCAUAUCAUGGAGCAUACAACCUCACAAGAAAUCGUUGAACUUCGGGGUUUUCAAACAUCCUGGUACUGCGAAUGGUGCGAUCCCAAACCUCCCCUCGAGCGCUGUCUACGAGCAGCCUGCUACGCCAGCGGCCGAACAAGCUCCAAGAGGGAAACCAGAGCAUAUGUCCAAGAGCGAUCAGACAAAAGUAGUGGAGAAGCUGCAGGGUAUGGGCUACAAGUCUGUAGCAUGGACGGGGAGAUGUGACGCAGACAAAGUAACUCUGGGCAAAUACGACGUCCAAGAAGGCGAGGGCGGCAUGUACGGGCUCGUUAUAGACAACACUUUUUCGAAGCAGGUGUCAAAGACAGCGACGCUCGUGCUCAUGACACACCCAACGAACGUCGUACCAAAGUCUGGCGCUAGCCUGCACUUCUCUCAAGCUUUCUCUGGAAGCGCGUCAAGUUUGCCAUCGAAGAAUAGCCCUCGACUGACUGCUGCGAACAAUUCAGCAGAGUCGUUGCCUCAAGACUCUGGUCGAUCAACCCUGCGACCAAAGUCAUCUCAUGGCAGCGAGUCUUCGACCUUCUACACUGGUGUACUACAGAAAAAGCGCAGGAAGCGCAACCAGGGCUAUGCGCGUCGCUUCUUCUCCCUUGAUUUCACGUCCUCUACCUUGUCCUACUACAGGAAUGGCCAUUCCUCAGCACUACGAGGCUCUAUACCACUUGCGCUGGCGGAAGUUGGUGUCGACGAGAAGAGGAAGGAAAUAUCAGUAGAUUCGGGGGCAGAAGUAUGGCGCCUAAAAGCAUUAAACAAGAAAGACUUUGAGGGCUGGCGGAAUGCUCUAAUUAGAGCAUCAGACUUUGCGCAUGCUGUCACACGCCCACGUGCAACAAGUCCUCAGCAGUCAUAUCAUACUGCUCAUAUGCCAGAUCCCGCUACAGAGCGAGAAUGGGAAGGUAUAGAGAACCUAGUUGGAAGAGUCGCGGGCAUUCGCGACGCUGUCCGUCGGCUGGCCCAAGACACCGAUCCAAAGUACAAGCCUGCUCUGGUUGGCCUUGGGAUCGGGAAACCAAAUCCGAGUGCAUCGUCAAGUCCGACCGACGCGGUAGAAGCUGGUGACUACUUUGGACAAGAAGGUGCGGAAAGAGCUGAGAAAACUUCGUUCUGGAAGCGAAAGGCUAGUAGCUCUGGACCAAGUCAUAGCCCUUCAACAUUACUCAGGAGAAGUGUUUCAGCCCAGCUGGCUGUACCGUCUCCAUCUGCGGUGCCACAAUCUCCAAAUGGCAACCUGACAGUGCCGGUGCGUACGGAGCAAGCAAGUAACUCACCUAACAAUGGAGGGAUUCAUGAUCACUGCAUGGCAAUUCUUCGGGAUCUGGAUUCUGUAGUAUCAGAGUUCUCAGCAAUCUGCGGGGAGCGAAGACAAAGAAAAACACCCUUACCUCCAAAGCUAUCCUCACGCGACAGUAUCGAUACGACCACGUCCGAGGAGUUUUAUGAUGCUCGUGAUGUGGAUACUCCAGCCAGUCGCUCAGGAUUUCUUACCAUUCGCCGUGAUAGCGACGACCAGGAUGUGCAAUCAGAUGUUGCAUCUGAUGCUGCAUCAGUAUCAAGCAGUGACGAUGAAGCACAUGAGACCUUUGAACGUACACCAAGAGAAGGCCAGCCAUCUAUGUUUCCAGCAAAACCAAAGAAUCUCACGCCUCUUCCACUUGAUCGUGUGCGGAGGCGCACGACGAUUGCACCCGCCAAGGUUGCACCUCCAAGUCUGAUCGGCUUCUUACGCAAGAACGUUGGCAAAGAUUUCACGACCAUUGCCAUGCCAGUGUCGGCAAACGAGCCGACCUCAUUACUGCAACGCUUCUCGGAGCAGAUGGAGUACACAGAACUUCUGGACGCAGCCGUGACGGCUCCAGAGAAAACCGGCGAGCGUAUACUGUAUAUCACUGCAUUCGCUCUUUCGACUUUCUCGAACUCACGGGUCAAGGAACGAGCCAUCCGCAAACCCUUCAACCCUAUGCUAGGUGAAACAUAUGAGCUCGUGCGUGAGGACAAAGGGUUCAGAUUCAUCGCUGAGAAGAUAUCCCAUCGUCCAGUACGAAUGGCAUGUCAAGCAGAGGCGAAAGACUGGACGUUCGUCCAGAGCCCUAUGCCAGUACAAAAGUUCUGGGGCAAAUCUGCAGAGCUAAACACCGAUGGGCGUGCGCACGUUCUCAUCCAUCCAUCCGGAGAACACUACAGCUGGACAAUCGCAACUUCGUUCUUACGCAACAUCAUCGCGGGCGAGAAGUACGUCGAGCCCGUCGGCACGAUGACUGUCGUUUGUGAAACUACGGGGUACAAAGCUGUCACAACUUUCAAAGCCGGAGGCAUGUUCGCCGGCCGUAGCGAGGAUGUUACAGUCAAAGUGUCCGAUGCGCAAGGCGACCAUCUCCCCGUAGGAUUGACGGGCAAGUGGACCUCCCACUUCAAUCUUACCAGGAACGAUUCUGACACCGGCGAUACCAUGUGGUCCGUCGGUCCCCUCGUGGACAACGCACCUCAUCGAUACGGAUUCACUGCGUUCGCUGCUGCGCUCAAUGAGAUCACCGAUAUCGAACGCGAUCGCAUCCCAAUUACUGAUAGUAGACUACGACCUGACCAGCGUGCUGCUGAAGAUGGUGAUCUAGACCGUGCGGAGGGCCUUAAGGCGAGGCUAGAAGAGCGACAACGCGCACGUCGACGUGUGAUGGAGGAGCAUGGUGACCAGUGGGUGCCGCGCUGGUUCGCACAAGCAAGCGCUGGUUCUGAUGGCGAAGAAUUGUGGAAGCUGAAGACCGGCAAGGAUGGAUAUUGGGAGGAGAGAGAAAAAGGAGAGUGGACUAGGGUGGUUGAUGUUUUUCAGACAUAGUGCCAGGAUGGAAUAAUGUGACAUUUUUAGCAUAGUGCAAUGAAGCGAUUUGAGGUUAUGCAGCUACGAUCUUGUGUA
This is a messenger RNA of Pseudovirgaria hyperparasitica, 3516 nucleotides long. RefSeq lists its product as uncharacterized. Bases 487 to 3438 code for a protein of 983 amino acids. NCBI's taxonomy places the organism in Eukaryota, Fungi, Ascomycota, Dothideomycetes, Acrospermales, Acrospermaceae. Gene Ontology annotation, molecular function: sterol binding. The transcript is spliced from 2 exons. Gene Ontology annotation, biological process: maintenance of cell polarity; endocytosis; exocytosis. The record is from RefSeq and is a predicted model, not a curated record. Gene Ontology annotation, cellular component: intracellular membrane-bounded organelle; plasma membrane; cytosol.